UCAGAACAACUUCACUGGCCAGAGGUGGAUUUCUCUAAGAAGUCUAUCUUUAGUUCUGCUGACAGGGUGGUGAGUCCGAGCCAGGUGUGCCUCCAAAAGAUCUCCUCCUCUGUCCUCAGGGGCUUCCGGGACGCUGGCUCCAGCAGCUACAACGUCCUGCUGCGAGCCGAGGAGGAGAAGAAGAAGAGGAAGAAGCGGUCCGCGUGCAGGAGGCCCCAAACGUCUGGGAGGGGCGGUUCCUCGUCGGGCAGAAGAAACCGCCUGAGCCCGGCUCAGAAGAAGAACCGGGUCCCGGAUGGUGCGGAGAAACCCGUCCAGACCCACUGGGUGUCAAGUGAUCUUCCCACCCCGACCCUCAUGGUGACGGGCAGCAAGCUGGGGCUGAGCCUCCGCACCGUCCCACAGCUCAGGAAGACCUGCAUCCAUGACGGCCAUCGCCCUGCGCCGCCACCCCCCCACAGGGCGCCGAUGCCACGGGAGGCAGAAAACGGCAGGAGGUUCUGCAUCCUGUCGGCCAUCAAGCCGUCUAACGUGGACAAAGAGAAGGAAAAGUUCUUCAAGUCAGGCUUCAGCUACGACCCGCAGUUUGAGUACAGCAGCCCGCCGUCUGCGGCCGUCCUGGCACGCCACAACAACGCCUCUGACCGCUUCCUGACCCAGGCGGUGAACAUCAUGGAGGCGGCCCUGCAGCGAUACGGCAGCUAUGAGAAGUUUGAGCAACAGACGGGUGGAAACCUGCUCAGCAAGGCUCGCAUCUGGAGCAGCGUGAAGAGAUACAUGGAGAAGGAAGGCUGCGUGGGCGAGAUAGUCGUCAUGGUGACGGAGGACCUGCUGUCCAGAGCCUCCAUGACGGUGGUGAACGGCAGACCCACCAUGAGCAUCAACUCCUCCAGCGCCCGCGAGCACUGGCUGGAGGGAAUGCUGAGGCAUGAGAUCGGCACCCACUACUUCCGGAGCAUCAACAACCUCCAGCAGGUGUGGAGCAGCGGCGGCGGCAGGAAGAGGCUUAGCCUGAAGCCGGUGAACCCCACGGAGGAGGGCCUGGCGUCCAUCCACAGCGUCCUGUUCAGGAAGGACCCCACGCUGUGGCGCGCCGCUCUGCUCUACUACACCGUCUACCAGGCCAGCCGCAUGUCCUUCUCCCAGCUCUUCCACAAGCUGGGACACUUUGUCCAGGACCCAAUCACCCGCUGGGACUACUGCGUCCGCGCCAAGAGGGGCCAGAGCGACACGGCCCGGCCCGGAUGCUUCAGUAAAGACCAGGUUUACCUGGAGGGCAUUCUGAAGAUCCUGAGAUACAGAGACAAGAUCGACUUCCCGCUGCUGAUGGCGCUGGGCAAGGUCUCGUUUGAAGACGUGGAUCGCCUGAAAGCUCUCGCCCACAUGGAGAACGUCCGCAUCCCUCACUUCAUGCAGGACCAGGCCCGGUAUGCCGAGCAGCUGACCAAGAUCAUGGAGGUCAACCGGCUGACGGACGAGGAGCUGAAGUCGCUGAUCUGAGCCUGGCCUGCUGCCGGCACGGCGGUGGACGGCGCCCCUGCUGCUGAACCCUGGCGCUGCAGCCUGCAUGUUUACUGCAGAUGAGGAAC
This is a messenger RNA of Cyprinodon variegatus (sheepshead minnow), 1589 nucleotides long. It is a transcript of the gene matcap2, whose product is annotated as KIAA0895 ortholog. The record is from RefSeq and is a predicted model, not a curated record. The transcript has 6 exons. The annotation marks the transcript as partial. NCBI's taxonomy places the organism in Eukaryota, Metazoa, Chordata, Actinopteri, Cyprinodontiformes, Cyprinodontidae.